Molecule: messenger RNA, 2502 nt
Organism: Rhinopithecus roxellana (golden snub-nosed monkey)
Lineage: Eukaryota; Metazoa; Chordata; Mammalia; Primates; Cercopithecidae
Gene: GATC
Product: glutamyl-tRNA amidotransferase subunit C
Exons: 4
Coding region: 43-453 (136 amino acids)
Biological process (GO): regulation of translational fidelity; glutaminyl-tRNAGln biosynthesis via transamidation; mitochondrial translation
Cellular component (GO): glutamyl-tRNA(Gln) amidotransferase complex; mitochondrion
Molecular function (GO): glutaminyl-tRNA synthase (glutamine-hydrolyzing) activity
Source: RefSeq, a predicted model, not a curated record
GCGUUACGUGCGGGCGCACUACGGGGGCCAAGGAAGGAAGAAAUGUGGUCGCGGUUGGUGUCGCUGGGCCUUCGGGCCCCUGUGGGCGGGCGCCAGGGCUUCACCUCCAAGGUGGAUCCUCAGGGCAGUGGCCGGAUCACGGUCCAGGUGAUCGAGCACCUGGAGCGUCUAGCGCUUGUGGACUUCGGCAGCCGCGAGGCAGUGGCGCGACUGGAGAAAGCUAUCGCCUUCGCCGACCGGCUACGCGCCGUGGACACUGACGGGGUGGAGCCCAUGGAGUCGGUCCUGGAGGACAGAUGUCUAUACCUGAGAUCCGACAAUGUGGUAGAAGGCAAUUGUGCUGAUGAAUUACUACAAAACUCCCAUCGAGUCGUGGAGGAGUAUUUUGUGGCCCCCCCAGGUAAUAUCUCUUUGCCAAAGCUGGAUGAACAAGAGCCAUUCCCACACAGCUGAGUAGCUCAUUCUGGAAAGGGGGUAUUCUGUGGCCAUGUGGAAGCACAAUGACGGUAUUUUCUUACUGUGAACACUAAUGUUCCUGCUUUUUUCAGUCACCUGAAAAAAUGGAUGCUCAAGCAUUUCUUAACACAUUCUUCUGAAGACACAAUUGGGAAAGAUCUGGCCCCAAAAUGAGUUCCUAUGCUAACUGAGGUGAAAGGAAAGCGAAAGUCAGCUUCCAGGGAAUUCACUUAACAAGACUAUUCAGUAUGGAAGACAUUAUUUAUCUGCCUUUAAUUCCCCCAAAAGGACUGUUUCAACUGCAUGAAAGUGUCUUCUAUCUACGUAACUGGUAGAUGGAGCAUCUUGAUCACUAUAUGACAACCCUGGCUGUCAUUUUUAGUUGCCAUCUGCAGUGAUUUGAGCAGCCCUAUUUUUACCAAACAUACCUGAAUUUGUUCCUGGGCUCCCACUCUCUUCCUAGAAAAGGGCUACCUUCCUACUAAGGUCUGAAGAGUGUUCAAAAUAGACUAGAGCUUGGGAACGCCUAAUCUAGAACUAUCUGCCAUCCCACAAAGUGAUUAUAUGCCAAAGGGAUACUAGUCAUACAUAGUGUUUCUCUUCUGAAAAGAGAACUUAUCCUAAAAUUAACCCUGGGUCUGGGAAAAAGGAGCCCUCUCCCCGCCCCAAAAUGAUUAUUAAAUUGAGAUAAGUCCAAGAUAAAACUCAGGGCCGGGCGCGGUGGGUGGCUCAAGCCUGUAAUCCCAGCACUUUGGGAGGCCAAGACAGGCGGAUCACGAGGUCAGGAGAUCGAGACCAUCCUAGCUAACACGGUGAAACCCCGUCUCUACUAAAAAAUACAAAAAACUAGCCGGGCGAGGUGGCGGGCACCUGUAGUCCCAGCUACUUGGGAGGCUGAGGCAGGAGAAUAGCGUAAACUCGGGAGGUGGAGCUUGCAGUGAGCUGAGAUCCGGUCACUGCACUCCAGCCCGGGCGACAGAGCGAGACUCCGUCUCAAAAAAAAAAAAAAAAACAAAAACAAAAAAACUCAGGAUACCAAGGAUAAAUGAAACUUAUUUAGGGAUAAAAGCGAUAGAAUCAGAGUUUUUCCUCUAACCAAACUGCCAAAGUUGGUUUUGGCUAAGAAUUUCCCAAUAAUAUUUACGUUGUCAUUUUUUCAGUUUUCUGAGACAGGGCCUCACUCUGUCACCCAGACUGGAGUGCAGUGGUGUGAUCACAGAUAAUUUGCAGCCUCCUGGGCUCAAGUGAUCCUCCCGCCUCAGCCUCCUAAGUAACUGGGACUAUGUAUGUGCAUCACCACGUCCAGUUAAUUGUUUUUUUAAGUAGAGAUGGGGUCUUGCUGUGUUGACUAUCUGCUCUUGAACUCCUGGCCUCAAGGGAUCCUCUGGCAUGCGUUGGCCUCCCAAAGUGCUGGGAUCACAGGCAUAAGCCACCGUGUGUUUAUUUUUCCCAUUCCCUUCCUUUAUCUGCAAUGCUUUUUUCUUCAGGGCAGCCUAAUUUACAAGCUUGGCCUUGAAUUAAAAGAGAACCCAGAACCCGCUCUUUGAGUUUACAUUCUCAAACCAGUAUCAGCAACUAUCCAUCCCCAUAUAAAUAAAGUUAUCUACCCCUGCUCCUUACUAACUGGGUACAAGUUAUGAUUACAACUCAGUGAUUUUUGAAAUUACUGUGCCUAUUUUGUGAAAUCUGUGUACUUAAUCAAGGACAACCACACAUGUCAAUUACUAAACGUUUAAAAUAUAUUUCUAAACAGAAUGGGCCGACUCAGUCACAGUAACUGUUGAUCUCCAUAGUAGAGCAACCCACAAAGACAGAACUGAUUUUUUUCCCAUAAUCAGGGGUGAAAAAUAUACAACUUGUUUCUUAACCAAAACCACAAUUUCUGCAGUUUAAAAUGUUUCACUGCUAAUAUGGCCCUGGUAGAAAUUAUGUAGGUUUUUUUUUUUUUUCUUUAAAAAAAAAAAAUUAAAAAAAUUUCCUAAGACACUAAAUCCUCAAUCUGGAAUGUAGAUUCUGAGCACAAAGCAGCUCAGUUAACCUAAAAAA